AUGUCGGGUCGGAGGGUGCUGGAUGCUAUCCACUUUCUCAAUGUCUCCAAAUCCAUCGCCGUCAAACACUUGGCCAUCCGGCAGCGGCAGCUCGAUGUCUACACCCGCACCUCGUCAUUAACCAAAGGCCUCAAGGAACAAGCCGAGGGCUUGAUCCUGACGGCCCAGGCGGCCGCCACUCUAGCUCGUCGCUUCAGUGAUGAUGAAAGAUCGCCAGCACCUCCGCCGACGCCCAGUGCACCGUCCCAAACGCCUCAGACAAGGACCGUGGACAUGUCCAAAGGAGAUCACACCGUCGUCGAGACUUCCGCGACACCAAAACCGCUGACUGCCGAUGAGGCUCGCAGACUUCAGCGCCAGGCAGAAUUCCAAGUCCCCUCUCACACGGCGCAGUACAAAGGCGACGAAACAUUGGACGGCCUUAACGUCAGCCCUCAGCAAGAGGUCUUCUACGAGCCCUCUCACCAGACCGCACCCAAUCUGUCCGCAUUGCCUCGAAUGAAGUUGCCCAAGGCGGCUGAAGAUGCACAGAGCACGGGAAAUGACGGGUUGAAUGCCGACGUCUUCUACUCGGCCAGGAAGUCUGAGAAGUCAAACAUGGGUGCGGAAACGUCGGAAUUGCCGGAAGAGGUCAUGCAGAACCUCUUUCACAGUCCAAGAGUCUCGAGAAUGCUGUCAGGGAAGCCGGGACCGCCGCCACGGGCACAAGCGCAGUGGCCACCCAUUGACAGGGAUCGAUUUGUGCGAGAGGAGCUGGCUCAGGCCAUCGAAACCCCCGAGCCUUCCUCGACAACAGCGACAAAGACAGAUGAGAAGGAAAUGGAGGAGCUGGCGGCCGAGGUCGCCAAAGACGCUGUCCCUCCCGUAGCUGAGACGAACGCAUCGGCAAAACCGCUCCCAUACCAAAUGGUGGAAUCGAGGGUGCCAUCAUCGAGACUGGGGAGGUUAUGGCAGUACGGCGGUCUCGCAACCUCGAUGGCUUUCGGCGCUGUCACCGAGACCGUGCGGCGAGCAGCCGGUGGUCAAGACUCUGGGUCCAUCAUGUUCAGCGCGGCGAACAUGGAGAGGCUUGUGGCGAAGCUGUCCAAGAUGCGUGGUGCUGCUUUGAAAUUAGGGCAAAUGCUCAGCAUUCAGGAUUCGAACAUGCUUCCUGAGCCCAUUCAGCUUGUCCUCCAGCGGGUCCAGGAUCGUGCCGAUUAUAUGCCAGCUUCACAACGCAAUCAAGUCUUGGCCGACAAUCUCGGACCAGAUUGGCGGGAUUUGUUCACGUCAUUUGACGAAGUCCCUAUGGCCGCUGCGUCGAUCGGCCAAGUUCACUCCGCUGUGCUCAAAAGUACUGGCAAACCAGUCGCCGUCAAAAUUCAAUACCCAGGCGUUGCAGAUUCUAUUGACUCCGAUCUUAACAAUCUCUCCAUUCUUCUCACUGCGUCUCGCAUGCUCCCAAGGGGCUUGUACCUCGACAAGACCAUCGCUAAUGCGCGCGUUGAGCUAGCCUGGGAGUGCGAUUAUAUUCGCGAGGCAGACUGUGGAGCACGCUUCCGCAAGCUCCUCGAAGACGAUCCUGUCUUCCUCGUUCCCGAGGUGAUUCCAGAGGCCUCGGGCAAGCAAGUCCUCACUAUGGAAAUGCUGGAAGGUGUUGCAGUUACCAAAAUCCAAGACUUCAGUCAAGAGCAACGUGACUGGAUCGGCACUCAAAUCAUGCGUCUGUGUCUCCGCGAAAUCACAGAAUUCCGAUACAUGCAGACGGAUCCCAACUGGACCAACUUCCUCUAUAAUGCGCGCACCAACCGAUUGGAGCUGCUUGACUUUGGUGCCUCGCGUGAGUAUCCCAAGGAAUUUAUCGACAAGUACGUGCGGACGCUAGUCGCCGCAUCUCGCAACGACCGUCAAGCCUGUCGAGAUCUCUCGGUAGAACUGGGAUACCUGACUGGCAUGGAGUCGCAAGCGAUGGUUGACGCUCACGUCUCGUCCAUCGUCACCAUCGCCGAGCCCUUUAUGCUCUCUUCGCCCGAUGUGUAUGAUUUCCGCAAUCAAACUAUCACAGAUCGUGUUCGCGCUCAGAUUCCGCUCAUGAUCCGUGAGCGGUUGGCCCCGCCUCCGGAGGAAACCUAUUCACUGCAUCGCAAGUUGAGCGGUGCGUUCCUGCUGUGCGCCCGGCUGGGCAGUCGUGUUCCUUGCAAGGAGCUCUUUGCCGAAGCGACCCGCAAAGCUCGGGCUAGUGGGCUGGACAUUGAAACAUCAUGA
Molecule: messenger RNA, 2244 nt
Organism: Penicillium diatomitis
Lineage: Eukaryota; Fungi; Ascomycota; Eurotiomycetes; Eurotiales; Aspergillaceae
Product: protein kinase COQ8
Exons: 1
Coding region: 1-2244 (747 amino acids)
Biological process (GO): ubiquinone biosynthetic process
Cellular component (GO): extrinsic component of mitochondrial inner membrane
Molecular function (GO): kinase activity
Source: RefSeq, a predicted model, not a curated record